Cajanus cajan (pigeon pea) is the source of this 1041-nucleotide messenger RNA. RefSeq names its product nuclear transcription factor Y subunit B-1. Lineage: Eukaryota; Viridiplantae; Streptophyta; Magnoliopsida; Fabales; Fabaceae. Gene Ontology annotation, molecular function: DNA-binding transcription activator activity, RNA polymerase II-specific; RNA polymerase II cis-regulatory region sequence-specific DNA binding; protein heterodimerization activity. Gene Ontology annotation, cellular component: CCAAT-binding factor complex. The record is from RefSeq and is a predicted model, not a curated record. Gene Ontology annotation, biological process: regulation of transcription by RNA polymerase II.
CAAUAAACCCACCAUAGCCUCUUCUACCUCUUCCAGACCCCUCUUUUUCUCUCCUCAAUUCACUUUUAGAGAGGUGCAAUGGCGGGAGUGAGAGAGCAAGACCACUACAUGCCGAUAGCGAACGUGAUAAGGAUCAUGCGGAGGAUUCUGCCGGCUCAUGCUAAGAUCUCAGACGACGCGAAGGAGAUGAUCCAGGAGUGCGUGUCGGAGUACAUCAGCUUCAUCACGGCGGAGGCGAACGAGCGGUGCCAGCAGGAGCAGCGGAAGACGGUGACCGCGGACGACGUGCUGUGGGCGAUGGAGAAGCUCGGCUUCGACGACUACGCUCGCCCUCUCGCCGUCUACCUCCAGCGCUACCGCGAGAGCGAAGGAGAACCCGCUUCUGUGAGACGCGCUUCUGCAUCUGCAUCUGCAUCUGCACCUCCACCACCUGUUCUUCGCGUUCCCCCUAGCGUGGUGGUUCCAGGUGACUCACACUCUCACUCACACCCACACCCGCAUCCACCUUACCCUCAUGGAUUUUCCCUGUCUGAGUUCGACCCUUCGCCUCAAGGCUUCUUUGGGAACGAUGCUUCACCCUCUGCUGAUGUUGCUGCCAAUUUUCUUCCCGGCUUUGAUCCCUAUGCUCACAUGAACAUCCGACGUGAUUCCAUGUGAACGGGUCUAUGUUAAGAAUAAGUGCUUUCAUACAGAUAUAUAUAUAUAUGAAUGUCCUGUGCGUUCAUUAUCUAUAUAUAUCUGCUUUCAAGCACAUGUUAAGUCGUUGCAUUUGCUUUUCAUGUUCUAGUUAAUUUGCAUGUAGGAGCUGGGUCAGCCUUUUGAACUUCUUUUUCAUGUCUGUUCGAUUUCCCUGUUGUUGUUGUUGUUGUGUUUUAUUAAAUAAUAAUGCUUGUUAUUGAUUGUUAUGGUCAAAAACUCAUGCAAGCUUUUAUUCAUGCAUAUGGAAAAGAAUAAGGUGGGACUAUCUUCCUUAUCUCCUCAUGUUAUUGUUGAUUUGUCAAGUAUCUUUGGUUCACUGUUCUUAUUUGAUCCCUAGACAUU